Messenger RNA from Pimephales promelas (fathead minnow), 1564 nucleotides. NCBI's taxonomy places the organism in Eukaryota, Metazoa, Chordata, Actinopteri, Cypriniformes, Leuciscidae. The record is from RefSeq and is a predicted model, not a curated record.
UUUAUUAAUAUUUUAAAAAGCUUUAAAUAGUUUUUGGUUAAAGUAUGUGCAACCACAGACUCAUUCCGGCGCCAUCCUCAUCACAGAAUCUCAGUUCCGCUUGAUAAUUGUUCCACGGCUCGAGUGCCCGAAGCGAACCGGGUCAUGAGUGCCGAUAAUUCCCGAUCCGAUGCUCUUCUCCCGUUGCGGAACCUCAGUAACUUGGUGAGAUGCAGCAGAGAUCGAGUGAGAGAUGGAGAGUCAAAUGAAUCCAGCGGGAUGUUCAGCUUGUCAAACUUCUGGGAGAAUCUGAAUGAUGCUGUAAAAGUCACGUCUCAAGAAGCAACUAAACUCAGUUUAAUCUUCUCGAAGCCACCAUCAGAGGAGGACUGUGCCGAAAUAGCAGGAUGUGUCCAGAAGAGCGUGCUGACCUUGUCCACCGUUUACUUCUGGUUACCAAAGAGCCAGGGAGUGACGCUGAGGAAGGCGGUGCGAGACGCAACGGUGGAGGUGCUGGACGAACUCCUUCAGCUGACGGAGGUCAUUCUCUCCUCUCCUGUGCACAGUCUCUCACAGGAGCAGCUGAUGUCGACUGGAGGAGUUUGGGCCGCGUGUGACAAGUUUAAUCAGCUGCCAAAAGAUAACCGCAGUGCCGUGUUGGCCGUCUUGACCUCAUAUGCUGGUUUGGUGAAAGAUGCACUGGCAGAAAUGGAGGAGUGUGUGUGUGUGUGUGUAAUAUUGUGCUGUUCUCCUCUCCAGGCUCUGGCUGAGACUGAAGACCCGUUCGCUGACGUCUUGCCCGAUGAUGAUGAUGAUGAGGAUGGUGAAGGCGUGGGAGGCCGGGGGAAUCAGGACACGUACUGGUCCCCGUCGGACCGGCUGCUGGUGUGUGAGUGUCGGGGUCUGAUGAAGGCGUCCGGAGCGAGUCUGCGUAAACUCUCCUCUGCGGUGCGAAACAGCGGCUCCACCGAGACCGAGGAGAACAUCACACAGUUAGACGACCUCGCAGACGCUGCUCAUGACAUCAGCCCGAGCGUUGAUGACCUCGCCCUCAGUCUCUACCCCCCCGUGGACCGCCCGGCUGUCAAUCAUAAUGUGUGUAAACUGGCCGGUGUGCUGAAGAAAGUGCUGGAGAUCACGAGGUCCAGUCAUGUGUGUGGCGAGGCCGAUGUGUGCUGGGUGCAGUUCCUGAGCGGAGCGGUCCAACACAACCUGGAGAAGCUGGAGUCGCUGCUGAGCUGCGGGUCCUAGAGACUCACGGACCGGGCCGACCCCAUCACUCACGGACCGGCCCCGGCAGAGGAGCGUCUGAUGGAUGCUGCAGAGAGUGUGUGUAAAGGGGAACCUGGACCUUUCCCAGAGGCCAUGAGUUACUCCAUCUUUCUGAGCGAUGUUGAAGUUCAUGAUGUUCACAGAAGUUAGACCUCUAAAAUAAUGACAAUGACAUCUGAAUAUAAAAGUGUUGCUCAUAAAAACACCAUGUCUAUCUGUAAGGAUUCAUCAUAAUUAACCACAGUGUGUGUGAGAGACUGUGUAAGUGUGUGAGGUGAGUGAGUGUACAUGCAUGCAUGUAUAUAUUUAAGAA